CCGAGCUCGCAACCGUACCUACACGCCCGGCGGACGUAGACCCCGACAUGUGUGUCUGCCCCGUCGGCGCACACACAUGCGGCUCCGAAGCCCUUGCUCCCUUCCUCUCCAACCUCGAGCUCGUGCGCCUGAACAACGCAGGUGUCCAGGCCGACUAUCCCAUCCUCACGGCCCCACGCCUCUCAAUGCACCUCGACGUCGUCCCCGACAGCCUGGCUGCGUGGGCCGCCGCCCCUGGCAAGAUCGUGCGUACAGCGUGCGUGAGCGGCGCAGACACCGUGACCAUGCUCGUGACCUAUCACCCCGAACACGAGCUCAACCACUUUGGGUUCUACUACUGGCUCUCGUUUCCGCCAAAUCUGAAACACCUCGUCAUCCACUAUCGGCCGCGCGUCGACUUGCCGCCCGCCCCGCACCCACGCCCCACGCCCGACGCACGCGAGCUCGAGCGCCCCACCCUUCUCCAGACGUUCGCCAACAGCCUGUGCCGAGGCACGCAUGGCGGACUUAGAUACUCGCUCGUCGGACUCGACCAGACGUGGUCGGGCAUGUAUCGAGCCCCGGAGCGGCGCGACGACCCCACACCGCUCAGCGCCGAGCUUUUUGCCGCGGCACGGGAGGAGGGUAAGCGCCUCCUUGGGUGGGACGAUGAGAUGGCCGAUGCGUGCUUCGCCCGCGUCCGCUUUCCCACCCUCGAAGAGUACCGGGCCGAAAUUAGCGACGAUCUCUUCGCAUGCGAGAUGAGCGAGUGCUUCUAGCGCCGCCUCGCCCAACAUCUGCAUAACACACCGCAUCUGACCUCUGGCAUCUUCUCAUCUGUAUCGACUUUGCAUGCACCACAUACACGCUGGCGCGGGCUUCGAGGUGCAGACGAGGGGGGCUUAGACU
Molecule: messenger RNA, 888 nt
Organism: Cutaneotrichosporon oleaginosum
Lineage: Eukaryota; Fungi; Basidiomycota; Tremellomycetes; Trichosporonales; Trichosporonaceae
Source: RefSeq, a predicted model, not a curated record